Coccinella septempunctata (seven-spotted ladybird) is the source of this 3688-nucleotide messenger RNA. Its product is annotated as INO80 complex subunit D. Bases 305 to 1756 code for a protein of 483 amino acids. The record is from RefSeq and is a predicted model, not a curated record. NCBI's taxonomy places the organism in Eukaryota, Metazoa, Arthropoda, Insecta, Coleoptera, Coccinellidae. Gene Ontology annotation, cellular component: nucleus. The transcript is spliced from 8 exons.
AAUAUUUUUAUUCAAACGUCAUUUGUCUCUUAAAACAUUGUUGAUUUUCAAUUGUAAUAUUUAAGUAAAUUUAAUUCAAUGUAGUAUUGAUUGAUUAAAAUAAACAAUAUUUUUUAUGUUCGAUCGUAGCGGUCAAGUUCACUAUUCAAUAAAAUAUAACACCAAAAAAAUCAAAGCAUAACCUAAAUGACCUAUGGGAAUAGUGUUUAUUGAAAGGAUUGGUGUUUCAAAUCAUAAUAUCCUUUUUUUUAUAUAAAAUUAUUCAUGUACUAUGGUGGAAACGAACAUGUAUUAAUACCAUAAGAUGUUCAGUUCGGGUAGUAAAACAAAUCAAAGAUACAAUGGCAAUCUUGCCUCCACAUUGGAUAGAACAGUCAGAACAAAACCUAGUAACUCUCUCAAUCACAAUAGAACAACAAACAAAAUUCAAAGAAGAAAUGUUAAAAAUCACCAUGUGGAUAAACACAUCAAACAUGCUGUCAUGGAGAACGGCAGUAGAACUCAAUUCAAUAUUAAAACUGAGGUUAAAGAGGAGAUAGUUGAUGAGGAUUUAGACAGAAAUUUAACUGCCCACAGUAUUAUAGGUUUAAAUUAUGAUAAUGCUUUAACAUCAGCAAAAACAAAAAUUAAUAAGGCUACACAUCAUGAAAUGUUACAAAGGAUAGACAAUGAAAGUGGAUAUGAUGAUGGUCAUAACCAUUAUCAGAAAAACUGGUUCAGUGCAAGUCUGGAGCGGAUGAACUUGGAGAAGAGAUCAAGGGAAGAAAGAAUAGAAAUAACGAGGCAUGAAUGUAGACGUCAACUACAUCAGAUCAUGAGGAGUAAUCUUGGACAUUCGAAUAAACUGUCUGAUCUUUCCAACAGUAGAAAAAGUUCUGUUAAAGAUUUGAGACUUCAUCGAAAUGGCUAUGAUAGGCUGGUUGCACCCAGAGUUUGUGAAAUCGAAAAUUGUUUCCAGCCUGCAUUACCAUGCACAAAAUAUUGUACAUUACAUAUAAUGUAUAACCCAGAACAAGUUUUGUUCAGUUCUUGUACUGCAAAAUUUGCAGAUAACACCCAAUGUUCAGUCCCCGUUUUUGAUAUCACCCAUGAAUUACCUCUGUGUCCAGAACAUGCUAGAAAAAGGGAUAACUAUAAAUUAUAUCAAGAAGCAAAACCAAAGAAAUUACGUAAAAAAGUGAAACCAUCUGCUAUGAUCAGGCCACAAAAACGUAAUAAAAAAAAGAAAAAGGUUGCUAAGCCUCUUGAAGUUAUCACCCCAAGUGCAAUAUUAGAGUCCCCUAUGAAAGAAAUAGAAGUUCAAGAAACAAUUGAAACAGAAUCCCCGGAACUUGUUGAAGAUAUGCACAUAGUUGAUCAAGUAUUGGGCUUCAAUGAAGCAGAUGGUUUGGAGCAUGAUUUAACAGCCCAAGCUUCUCACAUAUUAGAGGAAACGGAUAUCAGUACAGUUUUGAGUACCAUUCAUGUAGAUGAGUUCAAUGACUUCUUUGCAGUGAAUCGAAACGGCGAAUUUGAACAGCCAACUCGAGAGGAGGCUGAGGAGUUGGAGAAAGCCUUGGCUGAGGUAGAUAAUGACGUGAAAUCGUUGGAGAAAUUGAGUCAAACUCACGGGCUCUUGGACUCUUUCUUGGAUGAACAACUGGUUCAUCUUCCCGACAUGUUUCACAGUGUAAACGGUUUCGCAACGUGUGGAGACAGCAUGGUGGCACAAACUUCUUCCUAUCUCUUGCCUGUUGAACCUCAUUCUCAUUCUUAAUCAUUGUCGGAACAUUUCUACGGCGUCACCUCAAUAGUACAAUUGAUAAAAUAGCAAUGUAACUGGUAUAUGAAAAAAUAUCGAUUGGUUAUGUGAAAUUUUCAAAGUAUGUUUCUGCUAAUAUUUCAUAUCCAAUAAAAGAAUGCUCACACCAAAGAUACACUUCAAUUCUGUUCAGAGGCUGCAGAAGAUUUGUAUUUCCAAAACUCCAUAGGUAUUAAUUCAAAUGGAUUUAUUUAAUUUCCAAUGAAGAAAGAUUUUCUUUUGAUAGUAAUUUAUAACGGAUAUCAAAUUUGAGAAUUUGAUUUUUUGUUGGAAAUUUAAUGAAGAAUGGAAUAUUUGCUUGAAAUACUUUGGAAUGAUUUAUUGGUGAAGAAAAUUUGAUUCCUAUUUUUUUUUUGGAAGAAUUUUAUUUUUGUGCUCUACAGAUUUGUAAAUAAAACAAAAUUUUUCAGUGAUAAUGUAAAAAGUUAAUUUGAAUAGGUCCCUAGUCCAAUUUGAAAUCUGAAUUUUAAGUGAUCUUCAUUUUCAGGAAGCUUCUUCAUGUUUUUUUUUUCAAUUCUUAAGUUGAUUCAAGCUUUAAUUUAGCCAAGACUGAAUAAAUUAUGUAAUUAGGUGAAGAAUAGGUGAUAGAGUGAAUAAAAUGUGAAGGUAAUAAUAUACCAGUUACGGAAAAAAUAGCAAUGCUCUCGAAAGGGAUAAAGAAUUUCUUAAAUAAGUAUCAUGGUAUUUCUGAUAUUGAUUGAAAAAGUAAUUACAGAACAGGCGGAUAUUUUCAAUAUCAUAUAUUUGGUUCUUGGAAUAUACUGUUCUUCAAAUUCUUAUUCAACCACAAUUAUUCUUAUAUAGGCAUAUCAUAAGAUAGAUUCAGAAAAACCAAAUUUUAUACUUUAUGUUCCUUUGGAUAUUUCAAAACGUAGAUGAAUUAUCUUUCAUUCCGAACUUCAAUUAAGAAAAUGAAUAGGGGGAAUGAAGUUAAAUACAUUCUACACAAUUAAUUUUUACCACAGGAAAAACUGUUUCAACAAAUUUCAUCAUGCUAUUGAAAAUGUUCUGAAUCUUAUCAAUGCAAAUCACUGCCAUUAUUAUAAAAAAACGUUUUUUAUUCGGAAAUAUUGGAUACAAAAAUUUUGUUUUGGGAUAAAUGUUGUUCAAUAUAUUUCUACUUGACGAAUAAAAAUGGAUUUGCAGGUCACCAUUUGAAUUCGAAAUUUAAACUUAACUUUCAACAAUUCGAAACUACCCUAGAGAGGAUAUUGAAAAUCUUUCGGCUCUCCAUUGAAUGACUACAUUUUAAUUAAUUUACUCUGAAAUCAUCAAUAUCUGGAGUACUAACCAUUAUGAGUGUUGAAAUGAAUAAAUUUUCUGAGACGUGAUUGAUAGCUAGAUGUGUUGUGUUUGAGGUUUUGUAAUAUCAAUGUAAGUUAUUCCAUUAGAUGAAACUGAGGAGUCAUGUGAGAAGGUGUAAUUUAUUUAUUUAUUCGAAGGAACUUUGGUGACAUUUAUAUUAUUUUUAUACCAAUCUAUGUUUAGUGUCCGAUUUGUUAUCAGUUUAUUAAAAAUUCAUUCAUUGCCCCAUGUAUAUUUUUGGACUUUUUAACAUUAUGAAGAGUAUAUUUUCUAUACAAUGAAGAAAAAAUGAUGAAAAUCAUCUGAAGAAUUCACUAUAGCUUAGUGACCCCCAUUGUAAUUUUUUUAUGUAUUUUUAUACAUAUUCCAUAUGUCAUGUGGAUACAGCUUUUUGUUGAUACUUUGAUGUGUUAUUUUCUUCGAGUUUAGAUGAAAAUUUCAAUUGAUGAAUUUUUAAUACAUGAGUAUAUAACGUGUAGAUUUCAGGAUGAGGUAAAAUAAUUUAGUUUUUCAUUUCUCUGAUUCGUCUGUACAUAUUCUUAGAAGAUACAAUGUUAAUAAAAAAUUACCUUUUGAAAUAAA